GCCAUUCAACUGCACACAGAGCACCCAGUCUGCCCCACACCCUGUUGCCUCCUGGGGACCUCACGAGUCAGCGUUACCUACCUGCUGAUCUGGGGAAACCCCUGGAGAAUUUCCAGGCCAGCAUUUUAUAAGAAGCAUUCUCAGCUGGAAGUUACUAUUAGGUGCAAACAAAGGACUCCGUGGUUAAAUAACAUGGGGAAACAUUGUUAAACAGGUUUCUGUACCACAGGACUUCUCAGAGCAUCUAACGUGUUGAUGGGCUGUUCCCUGACUCUCCGUAAGGGGGAUGAAGUGGGCAGAAUCUGCCCCAUGUGUUUGACCACAGGAUGCCCUGACUCUCCGUAAGGGGGAUGAAGUGGGCAGAAUCUGCCCCUCAUUCCUACGCCGGAUGACCCAAGCGUCCGACCACACAUGUGCUCAGGGCACCAGCACAACAGGUGCAUCUCGGACAGGAGAGAGAAAAAUUGCUGUUAAAUAAAAGCAUCAAGGUGACCUUGGGCCAUGGAAAGUCAGAACUUAAUUAGACUUCCUUCUGUGCAUCCUACACUUCAGUGCUGUUUUAUUUUUAAUCUCAUGGGGCAGAGUCUGAGUUUACGUGGGGGCUAAAUGGGUAGGCCUGGGGCCCACAGCAGCCCAGGAGGACCACCCCAGAAGGGGCCCUUCCCCCUUCUCUAGGGAAGGCAGGGCUGUAGGAGAAAUGGCAGUGCCCCACCACCUACUCCUGGGGAAGAAAUGGGCUCCCCACACCGGGUCUUGAUGCGCUUAUGCUGCAAGAAGGGCUCAGGGAUGUGAGGGCUGAGGGCGAGUAUGACCAGGGAAGUGUGCUCAGUGACCCUUCAUUUGUGGGACUGGAGCCGGCAGUGCAUGGCUGCCGAGUUGUAGGAAGUCCCCAGGACUUUCCCUAGUGUUUUAUAAAGAGCAGUCUCCUUACAAACAGCUCCUGAAAGCAAUGGGAGAGAGGGAUUCCUGUGCUCUUUCCACAGUGGGGAACCUGAUGCUGCCACAGAGCUGGAAUUGGAAGCCCAGGCUGUCUGACCUCCCAGCCUGGGCCAGGUGUGGCAGGCAUCAGACCGAUUCAGACAAGGAGCUCAGAGCCGCUGGCACAGGAGGAGGGAGUGGCAGCAAUAUUCCAACUCGGAGGGGCCACCCCCGAGGCAGACCCAAGGACGGGAUGGGUUCCAGGCAGAGGGGACGGUCCACAAAGGCAGGGAAUGCCCUGGGAAGGAGACUCCAGUUCCACACAGGCCUCCUGCAGAACCUACCCCAUGGCAUCGGGCUGGAGGUGGGGUCCUCCUUGGAUGAGCCUCCUAUGGCUGCUGCAACAAAUGACCACAAACUUCGUGACUUAAAGCAGCGUGUUUACUCUCGGACUGCUCUGCAGGCAAAUAAGCUCAGAACAAAAACUCUCCGUAACACUCUGAACCCCACAUGGAACGAGACCCUCACUUACUACGGGAUCACAGAUGAAGACAUGAUCCGCAAGACCCUGCGUGCGUCUGAGGCACUGGCUGUGCCCCUCACCACCGCCCCCGCUAGGAUCUCUGUGUGUGACGAGGACAAAUUCCGGCACAAUGAGUUCAUCGGGGAGACACGUGUGCCCCUGAAGAAGCUGAAACCUAACCACACCAAGACCUUCAGCAUCUGCCUGGAGAAGCAGCUGCCGGUGGACAAGACCGAAGACAAGUCCCUGGAGGAGCGGGGCCGCAUCCUCAUCUCCCUCAAGUACAGCUCGCAGAAGCAGGGCCUGCUGGUAGGCAUCGUGCGGUGCGCCCACCUGGCCGCCAUGGACGCCAAUGGCUACUCGGACCCCUACGUGAAAACAUACCUGAGGCCAGAUGUGGACAAGAAAUCCAAACAUAAGACAGCGGUGAAGAAAAAAACCCUGAACCCGGAGUUUAAUGAGGAGUUCUGUUAUGAGAUCAAGCAUGGGGACCUGGCCAAGAAGUCCCUGGAGGUCACCGUUUGGGAUUACGACAUUGGAAAAUCCAACGAUUUCAUUGGUGGUGUGGUUCUGGGCAUCCACGCCAAGGGGGAGCGCCUGAAGCACUGGUUUGACUGCCUGAAGAACAAGGACAAGCGCAUCGAGCGCUGGCACACGCUCACCAGCGAGCUCCCAGGGGCCGUGCUCAGCGACUGACGCCCACCCGCCACUGCUACCCCUGCCGCCACCUGCGCCCAGCACGGCCGGCCCCGGGCUUCCCCAGCAGCCACCAAGGCCUGUGGCCCCCACACUGGGGGAGAUCCAGAACCCCUGCUUGGACACAGAGCCACUGCAGUCCCCGCUCGGAGGAUGUGGAGGGCUCAGCCACUCUGGGACGGGGAGGGCAAGGAGCUGGGGUGGGGGGCUCUCAGCCCUCUGGGGCCCAAGAGGCCGGUGGUGGAAAGAGACCUCAGCACCUGCCCAGGGGAAGGGGACACGCCCAUCUGGGAGCAAAGACCCUUGUAGAGGCCAGCCCUGGCUGAGAGGACAGGAGUGUGGGGGCGCCUUGGCGGACAGUGGGAACAGAGGAGGGAGGUGGUGAGCAGACAGACAGGUGGAGGAUGGGACCUUGAAGACUGGCUGCUCCAGCCCAAGAAAGCCUGACUGCAUCCCUCAUCUCCUUCGCUGCUGGGCAGAUGGAAGAAGCAGGCCUGCUGGCCGAAAGUCUGCCAGAGUUCCCGGAGGCUCCUGAUGAUGGGUAAAUUGGCACAUGCUUCACUCAAUGAUUCCACAAGCCCUGGGGGUGAAUGAGACACAGGGCCUGCCCUCAGGGAGUUCCCAUCUAGUCAGGAAGCUGGGAACAAACCAUUCCAACUGGGGUGAGAAAUACCAAGACCAGCUUGGCCAGUCUGCAAGUACCGUGGGCUCUGCUGACUCUGCUGGGAGGUCAGGGAAGGCUUCCUGGAGGAGGCGGUGCUUCUCCAAGGCCUUGGAGGGUGAGUGGGGGCUUCUAAAAGCAGUCCAGGCAGUGGGAGUGGUCUAAAACGGCCUGGAGAGAGAAAGCCAAUGGGGCCGGGGUGCUGUGGACCCAGGGUCUCCUCUCCAGGGGAGGGUUUGUUAGGAAGGUGUGAGGCUCGAGGCAGGAGGUGGGGGACGUGAUGGAAACACCAUGGAGAAACUGGUGUAGGCUCAAGUUCAGACCUCAGACCCAAGUCUCCCACUCUGAUCUCUUUCUACUCCUGAGGGGCCUCAAGGACGGAGCCCGCCCCUCCUCCUUCCUGGCAUAAGCAUCAGGUCCGCUGCGGUGGAGAAAAGGGUCCCUUGUGCUUGGGAAAAAAGCAAGCAUUCCUACACGUCCUGACUCUGCCCUCCCCUCCCCUCCCCUCCACUCCCUGGCUCACACUGGGGGCCUCCGGGUGCUUGCUCGUGGCAUCUUGGUCCCACUACCGCCGCAGAUGUCCCUUUUGGGAGUAAUCAGUGGCCGUCCAGGGCCUUGUCCACCCUCCAGGAGCUGAGCAAGAAUCACCCUGGCUGGUGGGCCUGUCUGCUCCCCUGAGUGAGACUCCCCAGGAGGCUUGAGAGUAUCUGAAUCUUGGGGCCCAUGCCUGAAGCCCACAAACUUUCUCUGCCUACCAAGGGCCCCUCAGGAACGCUGGGUGAACAAAUGCAGAGCCAAGGAGUUGCACAGCCAGAGUCCCAGUGUGCUCAGCCCAUCAGUGUGUGAUGGAAACAGGCCCAGAGAGGUCAGGUGACCUGCCCAGGGCCUUCCAGGCCCCACACAGCUGGAACCAGGAUCCACAGCCCCCAGCCCAGAGUGCUGGACACCACGCUUCAGGGGAAUUGGCGUGCUGAGCUCACACCAGAGAGGUCCUGCUAGCUGCCAGCUUGGGGCUCCCCCGCCUGCUGCCCACCCCUUCAACACCGAUAGAGGGACUCACAGGCACGAUGGUGGGACCUUCCACUGCAGACACAAAGCACACCACCACCUGAGGUCCAGGGUUAUGAUUUGAAUCCUACCAAGUGCCCAUCAGGCCUUUCCCAGGUUGCGGGGAAGACAGGACCCCAGCCCCCACACAGUCCCUGGCCACUUGCUGCUCCUGGAGACUUGUCUCCCCACCUUUAGGAAGGGUUUUUAUGUGAAGGUUUUUGCAUGCACUGGUCUGAACGCAUGUUCACAGCCCUGCAAGGUGGGUUUGAUUGGGUCAUCCCCAUCUUGCAGGUGAAACAGGUUCCCAGAGUCUGAGUAGUUUGCCAAGGCCACACAGCCAGGAAGGGGUGAACCAGGACUCAAACCCAGGUCCUCUGACUGCCACUUUCUCUCUCUGGGGGUCGGUACCCCCAGUCCCUUCCCUCUUGGUCUGUCGGAGACUCAGCAGAGACACCAGGUGAAGGCUCAGUAAGCUCAGGUGCGUGAUGGAGACCUGGGGUCUUGUCACUGUCCUGCCACCUCAUCCGCUGGCUUUGAAACCAUCCGUGCUACUUCAGGCUUCCCCAGAGGUGUCUAACCUGGCCCCAAAACUCAGCCACCCCACCCUAGCCUCUGGGGGCUGAGGCAAGGGCUCCUCUUUUCUCCACACAGAAUGGGCACCCUCUGGGGGCCUAAGGUAAGAGGUGGUCUCUUUCUAAAAGGCCUGGUGUCUAGUUAAGCUCUGGGUAUCUUCUUAGCUUUGCUUUUUUGGGGGUCUCAUUCAGAGAGGAGAUUUGACAGCCUCUCUGAAGACACAGAAGUGAAUGGCAAAGCGAGAAGAGGCUGUACCCCCCACCUACCAUGACUUCCCUAUUAGGCACAUGGGGAAUGUGAGGCCCAGUGGGUGAAAGGGGCCUGAAGGGGCACAGCUGGGACAAGAACCCAGAACUCCAGCCCCCCAGUCCAGGGCCCUCUACUGCCCAGGCUGUGCAAAUGGGGUUGGGACCGAAAGAUGGGGACAGUCAGGCUGGGAGGCGGGCUUACUGGCCAGCCAGCCCAGGGGCAGCACAGGAACUCCCCAGGAAGUUUGGAAACCUUCCUUCCCUAGGAUCUCAGCACCCUUUUAGAUCCCGUGCAGAUUGUCUUUCUGUUAAAGCGUUUUGAGGCACGAUGGCUCACGCCUGUAAUUGCAGCACUUUGGGAAGCCGAGGCUGGCGAAUCACCUGAGGUCAGGAGUUCGAAACCCGCCUGGCCAACAGGGCGAAACCCCAUCUCUACUAAAUAUACAAAAAUUAGCCGGGUGUGGUGGCGCACGCCUGUAGUCCCAGCUACUCAGGGAGGCUGAGGCACGAGAAUCGCUUGAACCCGGGAGGUGAAGGCUGCAGUGAGCCAAGAUCGUGCCACUGCACUCCAGCCUGGGCGACAGAGCAAGACUCCGUCUCAGAAAAAACAAAAAACAAAAAACACUUUGAGAAGCUGCAGAAGCGGCUCUGCCUUUGACCCCGAAUGGGCAUCUUUACUCGGGUCCAUCAUCCCCACAAAGACAGGAAAUCUGAUACCAAAAAAAAAAAAAAAAAAAAGUCAUUCCAGGUGUCAGUAACCAGGCGCUGCCUCCAGCCCCGCCCCGCCCGCCGCCCCGCCCGCCGCCUGCGCCAAUCCCCGACGGGCCCGUCUUCCAGCGCCGAAGCGGUCACCUCCUGACCUCUAGUGGCAAGCGCGGGGAACUGCGCCCCGGCCCGUCCGCCAGCUGAGCCCUGGCCGUGCAUGCCGUGCCCGUUGUUCCUUCGCAAACCGAGUGAACCUCCCGAUGCAUGGACUCUGGCUGUCGUCGACGCAGACUCUCGUGCACUGCUUAACCCCGUUUUGCUGCCAUGUGACGGCUGCAGACACUGUCCUCAAACUGCAGUCCCACAGACAAGUUUUGUAUUUUGGUCUGACCUACCCGAAGGUGUCCUUUUUAAGUCUUAUUUGUUAAUAUUUAUAAUGACAUAUAAUCCAAAGUAAAUGGAAACGUCAUAUUGCGA
This is a messenger RNA of Gorilla gorilla gorilla (western lowland gorilla), 5851 nucleotides long. It is a transcript of the gene DOC2B, whose product is annotated as double C2 domain beta. Lineage: Eukaryota; Metazoa; Chordata; Mammalia; Primates; Hominidae. Gene Ontology annotation, cellular component: membrane; synapse. Gene Ontology annotation, biological process: exocytosis; regulation of calcium ion-dependent exocytosis; spontaneous neurotransmitter secretion. The record is from RefSeq and is a predicted model, not a curated record. The coding region runs from base 950 to 2137 and encodes 395 amino acids. The transcript has 7 exons.